AAAAGAAAAAGUAAUCAAAUUCUCUAUUUCCUCUUUUUACCCUUCUUCUUUCUGGAGGUAUUUCGAGCUUUCCUGGUUCUUUAUAAUUAUCUGUGAUAAGAUUAAGGCCAUUCUUCAUCGCCCUCGAAUCCAUCUAGGAGUUCAUACCUUCGGAUCUUGCUAUCCCAAUCAUCCCUGUGAUACGCGGAACCUUGGUUUCGGGUUGAUUUAAUCUCAAAUACCUGCUAGCUCGAGUCUCUGCACAUUAGAAUUGAGGUCCUGCCAUCUCGUUAUAUGGAAGAGCAGUUCAUACUCAGAGUCCCACCAUCUAUUGCAGAGCGAUUAGACCGCCUUCUUAGUGAAAGUGAAAAUGCGUCAUCUUCUGAAGACAAAUCAUUGGAUUUGACUUUCUCUGAGGAUGGGAGGAGCGGGACAUUUGUCAUUGCCAAUGACCAUUUCCCUGCAUCUCUCUUGGAUCUUCCUUCUGUUGUGGAAUCAUAUAAAACAUAUGAUGACAGUGUGUUGAUCAAAACUGCAGACAUUGGUCAGAUGAUUAUGGUUAGAGAAGCAGGUGAUCCUGCUCCAGACAUGGUGGAGUACAGACAUGGUCUCACCCCUCCUAUGAGGGAUGCUCGAAAGCGGAGAUUUCGCAGGGAGCCAGAUCUAAAUCCUGAGCUUGUACAGCGUGUCUUGAAAGAUCUAGUGAAGAUCAGUGCCGGUUCAACAGCUGAGAAUGUUGAUGCUGAAACAGCAGAACAAGAGGAAGAUGGAGACGGAAAUGCUCGUGAUGUGAGUAAAAAACCUGCACCUGCUCCUGCACCCGUUGCAAAGGCCAAUGCCCCGGAGGCUGGAACAAAUGCUGGGGAGCGUGACAGAAGCGACUCAGAUGAAUCUGAUGACUCAAUCUGACUUGAAGCCUCUUCUAGAAUUGGAAAGGUGUAUAGGAUUGACAAGAGCUGUAACCUGUUGUUCCUGCUUAGUUUGGAGUAUUUUCUUGA
Molecule: messenger RNA, 977 nt
Organism: Juglans microcarpa x Juglans regia
Lineage: Eukaryota; Viridiplantae; Streptophyta; Magnoliopsida; Fagales; Juglandaceae
Product: transcription initiation factor TFIID subunit 7-like
Exons: 6
Coding region: 274-888 (204 amino acids)
Biological process (GO): RNA polymerase II preinitiation complex assembly; transcription initiation at RNA polymerase II promoter
Cellular component (GO): transcription factor TFIID complex
Molecular function (GO): RNA polymerase II general transcription initiation factor activity
Source: RefSeq, a predicted model, not a curated record